Trematomus bernacchii (emerald rockcod) is the source of this 2228-nucleotide messenger RNA. RefSeq names its product CDKN2A interacting protein (gene cdkn2aip). Lineage: Eukaryota; Metazoa; Chordata; Actinopteri; Perciformes; Nototheniidae. The record is from RefSeq and is a predicted model, not a curated record. The coding region runs from base 82 to 990 and encodes 302 amino acids. Gene Ontology annotation, cellular component: nucleolus; nucleoplasm. The transcript is spliced from 4 exons.
AAUUCAGCGUAGUAGUCAAUCUUGCGUCAUCAGUCUGUCAUGUAGGAAGCUAGCAGCACAUCACAACGGAGAGAGCUUGGGAUGGCGGGGGAGAAGAGCGAAGAGGACACCGUUUCAGAGUACCUGGGCCAGAACCCCGAGCUGGCCCAAUGGGUCGACACUUUCAGGAGCUACUGCGAGAGCAACAAACAGUGGGUAGCUCGUAGAGAGUUCAUACUUAGAAACAUGGAGGCUUUCCCCACAUUGGAGCACGGAGUCCCCAGCAGCAGUCUGGACAGGCUGCUCUCUCUGUCCAUGGUCUGGGCCAACAACGUUUUCCUGGGCUGCUACUAUCCACAGGCAGUAAUGGACAAGAUCAAGGAGAUGGGUGAUGGGAUAGUUGUCCAAGAUGCCCCAGUUCAUAAAACGACACAAGAUGGAAUCCAGGGCAGAGGAAAGCGGAGUGCCACAACUGAGGGUGAAUCUGACAGCGGUGGGAAGAGAGCGAAAUCCUCGAGGAAAUCAGGCCCUCUUCCACAGGCUCCAGCAGAGCACCAGCCCUUCUUUAACCGCCUCUACAAGGCAGUGGCGUGGAAGCUGGUGUCCGCGGGUGGCUUCGGUCCAAACUUGGACCAUUUUGAAAUACUUCGUAGCUGUGUGGAGUCAUGUAAAGAGACCAUGGCCUGUGUGUACGUGCCACUGAAGGACAUCACUGGCCUCCCUGCAGGGCGCACACAGAAGGAAGGCCAUGUGUGUGAGAUUCGCUGUCAGACUGUUUACAUGGGGACAGGAUACGGGCGCGACGAGGCCGCCGCCAAGGCCAUGGCUUCCAAAGAGGCCCUAAAAGUCUUUCAGGGGCGCAAGGUGACAGUAAAGAUCUGCAGACGGAGGUACAAAGGGAAAGAUGUGGAGGAUUUGGUGUUGUUGGACGAGCAGCCUCGGAGUCAGGGCUUUCCCCCCGCACUCAGCUACCCCUUUCAGGACGAGCAGCUGGAAGAAGGGUCUUCAUAGAGCGGAGAAUUUGUGACGUUUGUCGGAAGCAUGGGAUGUCGACUGAAUGGAGCUGCUGAAGGAAUCCACGACCGUUUGACUUGGGAAGCAUUGAAUGACAUUCAUUUUCCCAAUGCAUCCACAAUACUUUGUCAGAAAAAAACCGGGUUACAUCACCAAAACACUGUCAUACUGUAUUGACAACAUUUGCAACCGCUGUCAGUUUUAUAGACAGUGAACAGUGUAAGAAAGGGCGUGGAAUGGAGCAUGUGCCAUCAUUUAAAAGUCAAACAGCCAUAUUGGCAAGAAGCAGGAGUCAAACCGUUAUAGAGUUAUAACAAACAAAGGAUACUCUUUAGAAUUGUAGGAGAAUGUAUUGCGUUAUUUUGAUGUGAUCGUCCCAUCAUAACUUUUCUGGCCUUAUUGUUCAAAGUUGCGUGUAUAUAUGUCUCCUCUUUGUUCACUCCUGUUGUGACAGGUAUUGUUCAGGUGAUUUUAUCCUGGGAAGGCCUUUCUCUUUUCCUUUUUUGGUUUGUUAAGGGUUCCACUGCUCAGUUACAAGAAAAACAAAAGUCAAAUCGAUAACAAAAAUAAGAAUAGGUUAAUAUUAUCAUUUUUUCAUUCUUUUUCAACCAUAAGUGACUGACAUCAACAUUAUUUUUUAAAUGUCACCCAUUAACCAUUGCCUUUUACGAUGUUUUGAUUACAUUCUCAUUCCUAAAGACCCACACUUGAGUUGUUAAAAGGCAGGAAAGUUUCUCGGUAGAGUUAUUUGCUGACACCAAAAUGUAAUUCAAAUGUGUCCUACUUGUGUGUUCAUGCUGAGUAUGUGCUUUCAACGUUAUACUAUAAGGAAUUGACUGAAUAUUUUUUAUUUUCAUUGCAGUAGGUUUAAUGAGAACUUCCUAAUUCAGUACCCAUUGUACUGUACAUAGAUGUAUUAGAAGCCACCACUUUAAUUUUUAUUUCAUUAUUUUUCUUCACUGAUUUAAAAUACACUGUGACCCACACAAUGUUCAAAGUAUUGUGGUGUCAUAAUCAAGAAAAUUCAUUGAAACACAGUUUGAUGCAGUGUAUACAGUUGUGAUGGGUUUUGGGGUUAAAGUGCUGCUGUGAUGUGUGAUUUAAUUUGUGUAUUGUUUUUUUCCAGUUUGAGUUGAAGGUGAACAGGGUUGCAAUGAUGUGUGAAUACCCACACUGUCUCAUGUUGCUGUACUGUUUCUAUAUAUUUUUAAAUAAACAUCAUUUAACCAAGUAAA